AUGGCAAUUAUCUAUCGAUUAAAUGAUACUUGUUUUACAAAAAAAUCCAGCCUACAAUGUCAAGAUUCAAACGACUGCAUUGAUCUUGCUGGAAAAUAUGGUUUUCCAGCUGAGGAGCACCAAUUAGAAACCGAUGACUUCUACAGAUUGCGGAUCCAUCGGAUUCCAGGUAGUCCAUCAAGUCCAAAAGCAUCAGGAAAGCCGAUCGUUUUCAUUCAGCACGGAAUGCUCGGUAUUUCUAGUAUGUUUGUUCUAGGAGGCCCAAAUAAGGAUCUUGCUUUUAUAUUAGCCGAUGCUGGAUAUGACGUUUGGUUGGGUAACACACGUGGGAAUACGUAUUCUAGAUCUCAUGCAACACUAUCACCAGAUCGUGACUCUCAAUUUUGGGAAUUCAGUUUCCACGAAAUGGCCCUUUAUGAUCUCCCUACUACUAUCGACUACAUCUUAGGAAUAACAAAUCAGACAUCACUUGUUUAUAUAGGACACUCAAUGGGCUCUACAAUGAGUAUUGUGCUUUUAUCUAUGAAACCCGAAUAUAAUAAAAAAAUUCAUCUUGUAAUUAACAUGGCUGGCAUUUAUACUUGGAAAGAGCCACGACCGACUAUAAAAUUUUUGCGAGACAACGGCCAACACAUCAAGAGAGUGAUAGUAUUUUUUGGAAUCAAUGAACUAUUCCCACAUAGAAUAAUUCGUAGAUACUUUUCAAAUAGUACAUAUUGCGAGGAAAGAUUUUUUCAAUCUGCAUGUUUAAACAUAGCCCUGUUAAUAAAUGGCUAUAAUUCUGAUUUAGAUUUGAAUUUAUUUUCAAAAUCAUUUCCUCACUUCCCUGCUGGAAUUUCAAGAAAGACCGCUAUUCACUUCCAUCAAAACAUGUUAGCAGGUAAACUUCAGAUGUUCGAUUAUGGUUAUAUUGACAAUAUGGCUUACUAUGGUUCGAUGUUUCCUCCAGCGUAUAAUAUCGAAAAUGUUUUGACACGCGUUGUUAUGAUAUAUGGAAAAAAAGAUACACUAGCAUCUCCAGAGGAUUCAAUCGAUUUAUCCAGCAAGCUUAAAAAUUCUUGGGUUGAAACUGUGCCCUUUGAAAAUUUUUCUCAUAUAGAUUAUAUCUGGGGUAAAAAUAUGAAAAGAUUGAUUCACGAUCGAAUUUUACAAAUUAUUGUGAACAAUUGA
Molecule: messenger RNA, 1170 nt
Organism: Ceratosolen solmsi marchali
Lineage: Eukaryota; Metazoa; Arthropoda; Insecta; Hymenoptera; Agaonidae
Product: lipase 3-like
Exons: 9
Coding region: 1-1170 (389 amino acids)
Molecular function (GO): hydrolase activity, acting on ester bonds
Source: RefSeq, a predicted model, not a curated record